UCUCUCUCUCUCUCUCUCUCUCUCUCUCUCUCUGGCAUAGCUAAAGAAGAGAUUUAGAGCGAAAAACUUUUGAUUGUCUGUGAGAUUUGUUAGGAAUGGAAAAGGGAAACAAAGAAAGUAAGAAAUGGGUACAUGGUUUUAUACUACUAUCAGUCCAAGCACAUUUAUCUCAACUAAAGCCACCAAAGUGUAACCCACUGAUAAACCAGAGCUCAUGUGAAGAGGCAAAAGGUUUCAAGGCAAUAAUUUUCUUCACGGCACUCUACUUGGUGGCUUUGGGAAGUGGGUGUGUGAAACCAAACAUGAUAGCUCAUGGUGCGGACCAGUUCUCUCAUCAAUCGCAUCCUAAACAAUCUAAAAGACUCUCAUCUUACUUCAACGCCGCAUAUUUCGCCUUCUCCAUUGGGGAGCUUAUCGCACUCAGUCUCCUGGUUUGGAUUCAAACUCAUUCUGGCAUGGACGUUGGAUUUGGAGUCUCUGCUGCAGCCAUGACUAUGGGCCUCAUUAGCUUAGUAUCCGGUACAACGUACUUUCGUAACAAACGUCCACGUCGAAGCAUCUUCACUCCUAUUGCCCAAGUUGUUGUGGCUGCCAUACUAAAAAGAAAGCUUGCGUCUCCCUCUGACCCAAAAAUGCUUAAUGGAGGCCAUCGUGUAACAAGCGACGUCGUACAUUCCUCCACUUUACCAUACACUCCUCGCCUCAGGUUCUUGGACAAGGCAUGCACCAAAAUCCAAGACACAAAUACAAAGGAAAGUCCAUGGAGGCUUUGCACGGUAACCCAAGUAGAGCAGGUCAAAACCCUAAUUUCACUUGUCCCAGUCUUAGCAAGCACCAUCGUCUUUGACACCAUCUUAGCUUUUUCGGUACAACAAGGAAGUUCCAUGAACACUCGUCUCUCAAAUUCCUUCCACAUUCCUCCGGCUUCACUCCAAGCAAUCCCUUACAUAAUGCUCAUCUUCCUUGUCCCUCUCUAUGACUCUCUGUUCGUUCCUUUUGCGCGUAAGCUGACGGGACAUAGCUCAGGCAUUCCUCCAUUGACUCGGAUAGGAGUUGGACUGUUCCUCUCCACUUUCUCCAUGGUUUCAGCUGCCUUUCUUGAAAAGAAACGAAGAUACUCUUCGGUUAUUGACGGCAGAAUCUUGAGUAUCUUCUGGAUCACCCCACAGUUCUUGAUCUUUGGGAUCUCCGAGAUGUUUACUGCCGUUGGAUUAAUCGAAUUCUUUUACAAACAAACUACAAUGGGCAUGGAAUCAUUCUUGAUGUCUUUGACUUACUGUUCGUAUUCCUUUGGUUUUUACUUUAGCUCGGUGCUCGUUUCGAUCGUGAAUAAGAUUACUUCCACGUCUGCUGACUCCAAAGGGUGGCUCGGGGAGAACGAUCUGAACAAGGACAGACUCGAUCUGUUUUAUUGGCUUUUAGCGGUUCUUAGUCUACUGAACUUUAUUAGCUAUCUCUUUUGGUCUCGUUGGAACGUUAAGUCUUUGAGAAACAACAACUCUAAUGUGGUGGGAGAUGAGAAAAUUUAGCUUAAUGCAUAAUGUGUAGUGCAAUACAUAUCAUAUCACCUUAACAUAUCCAGCAUAUAAUUAAUAUGAAUACAUUAUUAUGUUAAUCCUUUGCUUUGUAGUCCACCUCUC
Messenger RNA from Brassica oleracea var. oleracea, 1640 nucleotides. Its product is annotated as protein NRT1/ PTR FAMILY 4.3-like. Bases 96 to 1529 code for a protein of 477 amino acids. NCBI's taxonomy places the organism in Eukaryota, Viridiplantae, Streptophyta, Magnoliopsida, Brassicales, Brassicaceae. Gene Ontology annotation, biological process: transmembrane transport. The record is from RefSeq and is a predicted model, not a curated record. Gene Ontology annotation, cellular component: membrane. The transcript is spliced from 4 exons. Gene Ontology annotation, molecular function: transmembrane transporter activity.